This is a messenger RNA of Coffea eugenioides, 2702 nucleotides long. RefSeq names its product sulfite reductase 1 [ferredoxin], chloroplastic. NCBI's taxonomy places the organism in Eukaryota, Viridiplantae, Streptophyta, Magnoliopsida, Gentianales, Rubiaceae. Bases 77 to 2215 code for a protein of 712 amino acids. Gene Ontology annotation, biological process: sulfate assimilation. The transcript is spliced from 8 exons. The record is from RefSeq and is a predicted model, not a curated record. Gene Ontology annotation, cellular component: chloroplast stroma; sulfite reductase complex (NADPH). Gene Ontology annotation, molecular function: sulfite reductase (ferredoxin) activity; 4 iron, 4 sulfur cluster binding; heme binding.
UUUCCCCAUCCCCGCUUCUCCGUCCUCACCACCCAAAAUAAUUUCAUUCAUUUCUCGGCCAGGAAAAGCACUUUAGAUGACGACGUCUUUUGCAGCAGCGAACACCGCAACGGCGGCGGCGGCAGGGGCUUUUGCCAGUAGCAGUGACGCCAAGCUUCAAAUUCACAGCUUUAAUGGCUUAAAAAGCACCGGAACUCCUCCGGCUCUCUCCUCCAAUUCGCUUCUCCUCAGCAAACGGUUUGGUGUUUUUCACUCCGUCUCCGCUUCUCCUUCUUCUUCUUCUUCAGCUCCUUCUUCGAUCGUUCGAGCCGUUUCCACACCUGUGAAACCAGAGACAUCUAAGGAGACUAAGCGAAGUAAAGUUGAAAUAAUCAAAGAACAUAGUAACUAUAUAAGGUACCCUUUGAAUGAAGAGUUAGAGACAGAUGCUCCAAACAUAAAUGAGUCCGCUACGCAAUUAAUUAAGUUCCAUGGAAGUUAUCAGCAAUACAACAGAGACGAACGUGGUACAAGGUCUUACUCAUUCAUGCUUCGUACAAAGAAUCCUUGUGGAAAGGUUUCGAAUAGACUUUACCUUGUCAUGGAUGAUCUUGCUGAUGAGUUUGGCAUUGGAACACUUCGCCUAACAACCAGGCAAACAUUUCAGCUCCAUGGUGUAUUGAAGAAAGAUCUAAAGACAGUGAUGAGUAUGAUUAUCAAUAACAUGGGUUCAACUCUUGGAGCAUGUGGUGAUCUGAACAGAAAUGUUCUAGCUCCAGCCGCUCCAUAUGUUAGGAAAGAUUAUAUGUUUGCACAGGAAACUGCAGAAAACAUUGCUGCAUUGUUAACUCCUCAGUCGGGAUUUUACUAUGAUAUGUGGGUUGACGGGGAGAGGUUUAUGUCUGCCGAACCUCCUGAAGUUGUGAAGGCUCGCAAUGAUAAUUCCCAUGGGACAAACUUUCCUGAUUCACCUGAGCCUAUUUAUGGAACUCAGUUCUUGCCAAGGAAGUUCAAAAUUGCAGUUACUGUGCCAACUGAUAACUCUGUUGAUCUUUUUACCAAUGACAUUGGGGUUGUAGUUGUAUCUGAUGGUGAUGGAGAACCUAAGGGUUUUAACAUAUAUGUUGGUGGUGGAAUGGGAAGGACGCACAGGGUGGAAGCCACUUUUCCUCGUCUUGCAGAACCCUUGGGGUAUGUCCCAAAGGAGGAUAUCUUGUAUGCUAUCAAGGCUAUUGUUGUUACACAAAGAGAACAUGGGAGAAGAGAUGACCGCAAGUAUAGUAGGAUGAAAUACUUAAUCAGUUCAUGGGGGAUCGAAAAGUUUAGAGCUGUUGUGGAGCAAUAUUAUGGAAAGAAAUUUGAAGCUAUCUGUAAUCUUCCAGAAUGGGAAUUUAAAAGUUAUUUGGGAUGGCACGAACAGGGAGAUGGUGCUUUAUUUUGUGGUCUACAUGUUGACAAUGGUCGGGUCAAAGGAACAAUGAAGACAAUGCUAAGGGAAAUUAUUGAGAAAUAUAAAUUGAAUGUGCGCAUUACACCUAACCAGAACAUCAUCUUGUGCGAUAUUAAGCAUGCAUGGAAGCGCCCCAUCAGUACUGUUCUUGCACAGGGUGGCCUGCUGCAACCCAGGUAUGUGGAUCCACUCAACUUAACAGCAAUGGCUUGCCCAGCUUUUCCACUAUGCCCUUUGGCAAUAACUGAAGCUGAGCGUGGAAUACCAGAUAUCCUUAAGCGUGUGCGUGCUGUAUUCGAGAAGGUCGGUCUCAAGUAUAAUGAAUCAGUUGUCAUAAGGAUAACUGGUUGCCCUAAUGGAUGUGCUAGACCAUACAUGGCUGAACUAGGCUUUGUGGGCGAUGGUCCAAACAGUUACCAGAUUUGGCUUGGUGGAAACUCCAAUCAAACAUCAUUAGCUCAAGUCUUCUUGGACAAGGUUAAGCUGCAUGAUCUUGAGAAAGUUUUGGAGCCUUUGUUUUAUCACUGGAAAAGAAAGCGGCAAUCAAAGGAAUCAUUUGGCGACUUCACCAUUCGCACUGGAUUUGAGAAACUCAAAGAGCUGGUUGACAAAUGGGAAGGCAUACCAGAGUCAUCUACUCGAUACAAUUUGAAGCUAUUUGCUGAUAGGGAGACAUACGAAGCCAUGGAUGAACUGGCAAGAGUUCAAGAUAAGACCGCUCAUCAAUUGGCCAUGGAAGUUAUUCGCGGUUUUGUUGCUUCCCAGCAAAAUGGCAAGAGUGAGUGAGUGACUUGAUACAUUGCUUGGUGGAACUUCUCUCUCUCUCUCUCUCUCUCUCUGUUACUGCUUGGUAACUGUAAAAGAAAAGUUGAGGUUUUUCUGCCAUGCUGCAUUUACCUCUGCCAGUAUUAUCACCCUGUGGGGGCCCAGAAUUUGGAUUUUGUCUGUGACGAUAUUGUUGUAGGUUUUGAUUGUUGCUGAAAAAAACAGAGUUGAAAUUUCUCAUAUCAAGAUGAUUCACGAAUUUGUCAACUUGUUUCAUUGGAGGAAAUUGAGUUGUGUGGAGUAUUCUGGGGCAAAAUUCCUAUAAACUGAAGAUGAGAGGUCUACAUGUUAUCGUUUUGACCAAAAAGAAGAAGAAGAAGAAGAAGAAGAAGAAGAGAGGUCUACCAUCCAGUAGCCAGAUUUGAGAUGCAAUUUUGAUUUGUUUUAGGUUUUGUUAUGCAUUAAAGCGCAAAAAACAUCGUUGAAAACCGGCCUUCAUUUCCAUCUA